This is a messenger RNA of Alternaria rosae, 703 nucleotides long. Its product is annotated as mitochondrial import inner membrane translocase subunit tim14. The record is from RefSeq and is a predicted model, not a curated record. Gene Ontology annotation, cellular component: PAM complex, Tim23 associated import motor. The transcript has 3 exons. NCBI's taxonomy places the organism in Eukaryota, Fungi, Ascomycota, Dothideomycetes, Pleosporales, Pleosporaceae. The coding region runs from base 205 to 525 and encodes 106 amino acids. Gene Ontology annotation, molecular function: ATPase activator activity. Gene Ontology annotation, biological process: protein import into mitochondrial matrix.
CACGUCAACCCACCUGCCACUCUGGCCCGCCAAUUGCGAUGCUUCUCGACCGAGGCACCUCCGCAAAUUUCCUUCUGACCACCUCGCCGCCGCCAUUCACCUUAGCAUCUCCAUCUGACGUAUCUCACACCCGCAUCGCAACUUCCCACUACCCGUAUACCGAGAACCCGAAAUCGCACAGUCGAGCCAGGACAGUGCAGAAAGAUGUCGGCCUGGGUCUGGAUAGUAGGCGCCGGUGCCACUGCUUUCUUCGGUCGCGCAGCACUCGUGGCAUUAAGGAGAUCAGGCGGUGGAGCCGGAGCACUAGGACGCGGAUACUACAAAGGCGGUUUUGAGCCCAAGAUGACACGGAGGGAAGCCGCGCUCAUAUUAGAGAUGCCCGAACGCGGCAUCACGAAAGAACUGUUACGGAAGAAGCACCGAUCGCUCAUGCUUCUGAACCAUCCCGAUCGCGGCGGUAGCCCCUACCUUGCGACCAAGGUCAACGAAGCGAAAGAACUUCUCGAGAAGGAGGUUAAGGGUUGAAUUGAUGGGCAAGAGGUGGACGAUGUGUAUACCAAGACUCUGUACUAUAUCACGGCAUGAUUCUCAGCAUCAGCAUGGCGUUGGACUGAAUACGAUUAGCGAUUUACGACUCUCAAUAUGGUCCCCUCCAUUCAUGUUGUAUGAGGUUGGCGAUGCCAACUUCCCUAACAGUGUUAGC